Messenger RNA from Mobula hypostoma (lesser devil ray), 6403 nucleotides. Its product is annotated as STAM-binding protein-like. Gene Ontology annotation, biological process: protein K63-linked deubiquitination. Gene Ontology annotation, cellular component: cleavage furrow; endosome. The record is from RefSeq and is a predicted model, not a curated record. Bases 162 to 1418 code for a protein of 418 amino acids. Gene Ontology annotation, molecular function: K63-linked deubiquitinase activity; protein binding; metal-dependent deubiquitinase activity. NCBI's taxonomy places the organism in Eukaryota, Metazoa, Chordata, Chondrichthyes, Myliobatiformes, Myliobatidae. The transcript has 10 exons.
UCUUGGCAGUGUGGAGGAUCAGAGGAAUCUUGGGGUCCAAAGUCCAUAGGACACUCAAAGCUGCUGCGCAGGUUGACUCUGUGGUUAAGAAGGAAUACAGUGCAUUGGCCUUCAUCAAUCCUGGGAUUGAGUUCAAGAGCCGAGAGACUGGGUCACUUGCGAUGCCAGAACACUCUGAUGUAAGCUUAUGUCCUGAGGAGCGUGUGCGGGCCCUCACCAAGAAGGGGAGUUCUGUGGAUGUAAAUGAUGACAUGCCUUUGCGGAGGUACUUCCGUUCUGGGGUUGAAAUAAUUCGCAUGGCUUCAGUUUACAUGGAUGAAGGCAAUUUGGAAAGUGCGUUUGUGCUUUACAAUAAAUACAUCACGUUGUUCUUGGAAAAGUUGCCCAAACACCGGGAUUAUAAAACCACCAUAAUACCCGAGAAGAAGGAUACGUUUAAAAAACUAAAAGAGAUUGCAUUCCCAAAGGCUGAGCAGUUGAAGAGUGAGCUUCUGAAGAGAUAUGGGAUCGAAUACGCAGAAUUCCAGGAGCAGAAGCAGAGGGAAGCUGAGGAGUUUGCCCACGAGUUGGCUCGGCAGCAACAGCUUGAAGAUGAAAAGCAGAGGGUGGCAAGAAUGCAACAGCAGCAAGUUGAACAGGAGCAGUUCCGUGCCUUUGAAGAGAUGAUCCGGAAGCAACAGCUGGAGAAGGAGCGACUAAAAGUGCUGGUGGAAUUCGCAAAACCAGAAAGCCCUCCCACAUCGAAGGACUACCCCCUUAUCCCUGGCAUUACGAGACCACCGAAUGAUAUGAGCCCACCGUGGCCUGCUUCAAGUGUUCCAAAUGCUGGUCCGCCUGCCAUAGAUCGUUCAACAAAGCCCACAACCUUUGGAACCAACUGGAACAAUUUUUCUGCAGACAAACUCCGUAAUGUGGCAAUUCCUAACGGCCUGUGUCAGCAGUUUCUCCGGCUCGCUGAGGCCAAUACAGCCCGAGGAGUGGAAACCUGUGGGAUACUCUGUGGAAAAUUGCUGCACAAUGCGUUUACUGUAACACACGUGAUCGUACCCAAACAAAACGCGGGUCCUGAUUACUGUAACACAGAGAGCGAAGAGGAGCUCUUCCUUAUUCAAGACCACAAUGACCUGAUAACGUUGGGCUGGAUACAUACCCAUCCAACGCAGACUGCAUUCCUGUCCAGCGUGGACCUUCACACCCACUGCUCCUACCAGAUCAUGCUUCCAGAAGCCAUAGCAAUCGUUUGUUCACCCAAGUACGAUGAGUCAGGUUUUUUCAGAUUGACCGAGCAUGGAAUGGAUGAGAUCUCUUCCUGUAAGCAGAAGGGUUUUCACCCGCAUGUUAAGGACCCCCCUCUGUUUAAUGCAUGCUCACAUGUUUCCACCAUAGAGACCAACGUUACGAUGGCGGACCUUCGGUGAUUGCUGCCUUUCAGGUGUCUUUGGUUUCCAUAGAAACCGUUAACAGUGAUGUCCCUCUCUAGUUCUUCAGGUAGAAGCUUCUGUAGCUUUAACAGUUACAAAUUGAGUUUUUGUUUUGAGUGUUUUAAUCUAAAAUACUAAAUUCUUGUCAAUUCUACCUUGUACAGAAUAUGUAAUUGCCUUUAUUUAAAUGCCUGCACUGCUGCACUUAAUCAAUGAUGAUGCCUAUUAACUUUUUUUUCAGUAUAUCUGUCAUUUGUUGAUCCUUCUUGAUCUAACAAUCGUCUCUGUAUAUCAAUAAAUCAUGUGUGAUGAUUCCUUGUAGUUUCUUUCACCCUGCAUAUACGCCAUUUCUUUUCCAUCAGCUGUCAGUUUUAACCAGAUACCCACUGCCACAGUUAUUCAUUGAUGGCUGAGGAAAUCCAGGACGGAAGGUUUAAAAAAAAAUCUGUUGGUUUGGUGUGACAUUUAAGGAAGAAAAUAUGUAAAAUAGCUGUAUAAAUUUGUCGUUGUUACUUGAUAAAUGAAGGAGAUCACACAGCCGCAGCUCUCUUUCCACUCUUGUAUCCACUUAGCUCCGCAGGUUGCCCUGGUCCUGUAAUGUUUGAUGUGGUAAUCAGUACCAAACUGCCACCACAGAUUGGAAGAACAGGAGGUGUAUGAAGCCUUAUUGUUUGGAGAUUGCCACACACGAAUGGUUAAUAAAAACCAAAAGAUGCUGCAAAUACAAAUGCCGCCAUUUUGGUUUUCCAGCGGUUUCUGUUUUCAUUUCAGAUUUCCAGCAUCUGCAAUGGUGAAGUUCACUGUGAAUAUUAAGAAGCUAAUAAAGGAGUCUAUAACGAUUUAAAAGAAUCCAUUAACAGAUUUAAUGACUACUAAAUGGGAGAGGAUUAUGAGGGACGGCAUCCACAACAUUUGGAGAGACGGGGUCUGAUUCAGAGAAGUUGUGCAUGCAAAGUCAGAGUUCUUCGAGGAGGUAUCCAAGGGUGUAGAUGAGAUUAGGGUAGUGGAUGAUGUUGAUAUGGACUAUAGCAAGGCCUUUGAAAGGUCGUUCAUGACAAGAUCUUGGUGGAGAUAGUAGAUCGGGUUCAAUAAACAGAGGGUGAAGGGUCGGGUAGUUUUCAGACAGGAUAUCUGUGUUUAGUGAUGUACCAUGUGUUGGUGCUGGGACCUUCAUUGUUAGUAAAUUAAAUAAACUACAAGGCAUGGUUAAUAGGUUUGCGAAUGAUACUAAAAUAAGUGGUGGUAUUGUAGAUGGUGUAGAAGGUUAUGAAAAAUUACGGGGGCAUCUUGAUCAGAUAAAUAUAUGGGCUGGGGUUUGGGAAGUUGCUUUCAAUCUAGACAAAUGUGAGGUAUUGCAUUUUGGGAGAUCAGACCGGGAAAGAAAUUGUAGGGUAAGCUGGGUAAAAGCAUGUAUUUGUUUUUUCCAGAAAGACAGUGCUUUUAAAAAAAAAAGACCAUAGGACCAUCUCAUAUAGGAGCAGAAUUGGACCAUUUAGACCAUUGAGUCUGCUCCAUCAUUUGAUCAUGAUUGAUUUAUUAUUCCUCUCAACUCCAUAACCUUUGCCCUUGCUAAUCAAAAACCUAUCAACCUCUGCCUUAAAUAUAUCCAAUGACUCGGCCUCUACAGCCGUCCGUGGCAAUGAAUUCCACAGAUUCACUAUCCUCUGGACAAAGUAAUUUCUCCUCAUCUCUUGUAUUCUGAGUCUGUGCCUUCUGGUCCUAGACUCCCCCAUUAUUGGAAACAUCUUCUGAACGUCCACUCUAUCUAGGCCUUCGAUAUUCAAUAGGUACAGGAGCAGAGCCAUUAAAACAUUCCUCAUAUGUUAACCCUUUCAUUCCCAGGAUCAUUGUCAUGAACUUCCUUUGGACCCUCUCCAAUGCCAACACACAAGGAGACGAAAACUCAUCCAAACUGCUCUCAAUAUUCUAAAUGUGGUCUGACCAAUGCCUUCUAAAGCCUCAGCAUUAUGUCCUUGCUUUUAUAUUCUAGCCUCUUGAAAUGAAUGCUGACAUUGUAUUUGUUUUCCUUACUACUGACUCAACUUGCAAGUUAACCUUUGCUCCUCUGAAUUCUGAAUUUGCUCAUUGUUUAGGAAAUAGACUGUGCCUUUAUUCAUUCUACCAAAGUGCAUGCACUAAUCAACCAUACUCUAUCUGCCACAUCUUUGCCCAUUCUCUUAAUAUGUCCUUCUACAGAAGGAAACAACACUAUCUUUGUACCUAUCUUUCUACCAUCAAUUCUGUCAUCCAGAUCAUUGAAAUAUAUGUGAAAAGAAGUGGUUCCAGAACUGAUCCCUAUGGAAAACCACUAGUCACUGGAAGCCAACUAUGAAAGGUCCCUUUUAUUCCAACUCUUUGCCUCUGAAAAGACAGUUGAUUGCAACAAGUUACCACAUAGCAUUUUUGAGGAAAAUGGCACUGUAUGCUUUUUGCUCUGGAAACACACUGUUGUUCAGUAUUGUUAUACAACUGCAUGUAACUUCAAAGACUUAAGUUGCACAUUCAAAUAAUAGUUUCCAAAAAAUUUACAGCAUGAGGUACAUAAAAUAAGACCAUUUAAAUCAAGUUGCUAUUUGGUGUUUUUGAGCAUCUUGGAAAUGAAUGGUUUAUGGUCUGGAUACACCACUUUAAAAUUCUGUGCACUUUUUGUUAUAUAACUGCAUGUAACUUCUCAGCUGUAAGUGCCAUUGUCAAUUGUAUGGUUGUAGAAUAAUCAAAACCUUGUAAUACAAGCUUUGUAAACCCUUUGUAAUUACUUGGUUUUCUGCAUUAAUUACUCAUAAAAUGUGGCCUGAUCUUCAUCUCAGUCACAAUAAUACAGUAGAUGCAUUAUUUGUCUAAACUAAUAACACACAAACUUGUACUGUUCAUGGCUUUAUUGAAUAAAUCGUUUAAUCAUUCACAGUCCAGGCAGGAAAAAGUACGUGAACCCUUGUAUUUAAUAACUGGUAGAACCUCCUUUAGCAGCAUCAACCUCCACUAAACACUUCAUGUAGCUGUUGAUCAGACUUACACAACAGGAAGGAGGAAUUGUAGACCAUUCCUCCAUUUAAAAAAAAACUUUCAGUUCAUCAAUAUUUCUGGGAUAUCUUGCAUGAACAGCCCUCUUCAGGUCAUGCCACAGCACCUCAAUUGGGUUAAACCAUUCUGUUGAUUUACUCUUGUGAUCAUUGUCUUGUUGCAUCAUCCAACUACUAUUAAGCUUCAGGUGACAGACUGCUACCCUGACAUUCUCCUGUAAAAUGUCUUGAUCCAAUUUUGAAUUCAUUGUUUCCUCAAUGAUUGCAAGCUGCCCAGGCCCCAAGGCAGCAAAGCAGCUCCAAACCAUGAUGCUCCUUCCACCAUGCAUCACUGCUGGGAUGAGGUUUUGAUGUGCGGUACCCUUUUUCCUCCAUGCAAAGCAGUGUGCAUUUUUGCUAAAAAAAAAAAAAAAAAUUCAACUUUUGUCUCCUCUAUCCACAGAACAUUGUCCCAGAAACAUUGUCGAAAAUCGAGGUGGUCUUUUGCAAACUUGAUAUGCACAGCAAUGGUUUUUUGUUUUGGAGAGCAGUGGUUUCCUGCUGGUGUCCUUCCAUGUUUAGUGUUUCUCUUAUAGUGGACACACGAACAGAGAUCUUAGCAAGUUGUAGAGAUUUCUGCAGGUCUUUUGCUGUUAUCCUUGGAUUCUUUUCCACCUCCUUCAGCAUUACACAUUGUGCUUUUGGUGUGAUCUUUGCCAGAUGUCUACUAGGAAAAGUAGCAACAGUACUGAGUUUUCUGUAUUUUUAGACAAUUUAUCUUACUGAUGAACACUCAGGUCUUCAGAAAUGCUUUUGUAACCUUUUCCAGCUUCAUGCAUCUCUACAAUUCUUCUUCUAAGGUCCUCUGAAAGUUGUUUUGAUCAAGGCGUGGUGCACAUACACAGAUCUUUCUUGAGAAGAGCAGACUAUCAGUAACCUGACUUUGUGUGUCUUAUUUAUAGGGCAGGGCACCUCUAUAACCCACACCUCCAAUCUCAUCUCAUUGAUUGGAGCACUUGACUCCAAAUAGCUUUUGUAGAAGGCAUUAUUCCAGAGGCUCACGUACUUUUUUGAACCUAGACUGUGAUUGUUUAAAUGAUGUAGUCAGUAUUGACGAGAAGAAGUACAAUUGGUUGUGUGUUGCUAGUUUAGGCAGAUUGUGUUUGGCUAUUAUUGUGACUUAGAUGAAGAUCAGACCACAUUUUGAGUAAUUAAUGCAGAAAAACAGGCAAUUGCAAAGCCGUAGCAUUUUUAAGAAAAAUGAUAAUUUGGCUGUGGAAACACUCAUUUUGUUAUAUGCAGUUUUGUUACACCACUGCAUGAUAAUUCCAAGACUUAAGGUGCACACUUAAAUCACUGAUCCCAAAAUGCAUGGGUGCCAUAAAAUAAAACUAUUUAAAAAGUAUUGCUACUUUGUGCAAUAGAAGAAAUUGGGAGUGUAUGUGUUUAUUUUGCUCUGGAAACAAUAUUUUAGAUUGUGUGCACUUAUUAAAAUACAACUGCAUAUAACCCCUCGGCAAGUGCCACUACCAGAUUAAUGGCUGUAGAGUACUCAGAAGUAUGGAAUACAUAAAACAAGUUCAUUGCAACAAGUGACCACAUGGCAGUUUUGAUGGAAGUGGCAAUGUAUGCUUAUUGUUUGGAAGCACUGAUUUACCUCAAAUGCAUUUUAUUAUGCAACUGCAUGGAACUUAUGUAAGUUGCACAUUCAAAUAUCUGAUUCCAAAACACUGUAGCUUGAGAUGUAUAAAGUGUUUAAAACACAUUACCACAGUCACAAAAAAGUCUGCAGAUGCUGGAAAUCCAAAGCAAUCACAUACACAAAAUGCUGGAGGAACUCGGCAGGCCAGGCACCAGCAUCUAUGGAAAAGAGAAAACAGUCAACGUUUUGGGCCGAGACCCUUCUUCAGGACCCUAAACAUGAGAAAGUCUGCAGAUGCUGGAAAUCCAAAGCAACACACACACCUUACCAGAGCGUGUUUG